Messenger RNA from Phaedon cochleariae (mustard beetle), 657 nucleotides. The record is from the annotation of a GenBank genome assembly. NCBI's taxonomy places the organism in Eukaryota, Metazoa, Arthropoda, Insecta, Coleoptera, Chrysomelidae.
AUGAUUAAGACAAGAAGCUCAUCUAAUUCACCUGAAGAGAUCAUGAUCGAAUCGAUCAUCAACAAAUUGGUACCGAAACUAACCACUAAACUGGAGGAACACAUCGUUAAUCUUGGUAAAAAAAUUGACAUUAUGGAAGAAAAGUUCAAUGGAGCUAUCACACAACUUUCAUCUCUAGAAUCCAUCGUGAAAUCUAAUGAUACGGUAAUAAUUGGAAUGAAUAGUAAAUUGGAUAUUUUUGCCCAAAAGUUGAAAGCGAACUCAUUGAGAUUGAUAGGCAUAAAGGAAGAACAGGAUGAGAACCUGUCUGCAAAAGUGCUCGCAGUAUUCAAUGAUGCUCUAAAAGUCAGGUGUUCCCUGUUGGAAAUUAAUAAUCUAUUCAGAAUCGGCAAACCUAACAAAGAUGACACAAAAUCUAGAACGAUAAUUGUAGAAUUCGUGUCAUUACUAAAAAAGAAUGAAAUACUGAUGUCACGGAAAAAUUUGAUUAAUUCAGGAAUAUAUGUGAACGAGAACCUGAGCAACAAGAACUAUCAACUUCUUAGAGAUGCAAAACAGAAAUAUGGGAACCGAGCUGCUUGGUCAAAGAUUGGAAAAGUGUUUGCGAAACGUGACAACACCGUGAUUGCGAUUAAGGAAAACGGUGAUAUCGCCUAG